GUUCUCUCGUCUAAACGUCAGUAUCGUGACGAUUUCGUUGGUCUGGGCGCUGUACUUUCAGUUUUUACUCAUGAAAAGUUUUUGGGCGUUUCUCUUCACAGUCUGCUGCUGUCCGCCUGUUACAUUUUCUCCAGCUCGCUACGUCGAUGUGUUUUAAACACGACAAGCCCACCCUGACUCACACUGACCACUCAAAGGUUGAGAGGAAACGAGGACUGACACAUAGACAUUUUUGCUGUUGAAACUGAAAGAUGGCCGAGCAGCUGCAGGAACUUGUUGCACAGAAGAAGGAUGUUGUCGAAACAGUCAUGGAAGUGUUUGAGCAGGGCGCAGAAGUGGUGGCCAGCAUUGCUGGAGAUCUGUUCCCCGUGUUCUCCAUCGCAGCUCCGAUCGUGAAGCUGGCACUGGAUAACGUGGAAAGCAAAGAGGCCGAGUACAUGAAGGAGCAGUUCCAGAAAGUGCGAGAUCGCCUGGAAGUCGUUUCUGAAGAAGUCCAGCAGAUAAACCAGGAGAUCAAGAAGAGCGGCGUAGAUGCCACCUAUUUCUCCGUGGAGGAGAACCUGACCAACCAAUUCCGCAAAUUCAUGGACGUCCUGAAUGCGAAACCUAAAUUCAGAGAGGUCAGAAAGAAAACGUUCCUGGAGCACUUCAACAGGGCAGGGGGUGAUAAAAACCUGCACACUCUUUACAACGCUGUAACCGGAGAUAACUUCUCAGGACAGUCUGUGCUGGAAAUCACUCUGAAUUACGAGCAGAAGAGCCGCAGGGCGGUGGAGGAGUUUUGCGCUACCCUCAAAAAGUUGUUCUGCGUCGGUUUGAUCGCCUUACUGGGACACUCAGCAUUGAAAGGCAAUGACGAUGAGGAGAAGCUGCUUCAAGAUUGGAGCGAGAAGAUGAAAGUGGUGCAGAAUAAAAUGAACAUCGUGAUUGAAGACUGCAUCAACAGCUUUCCGACGCAGGCCGAGCUGGACGCCAAACGCAUAGUGAGAGACCAAAGCGACAAAAGCAAUCAGCAACUGGCUGACUUGCUGGUAGAGCACCUGAAAAAGAAGUACGACUGGGUUUGCUGGUCAGUCCGCGUCUUUAACUCCCCCACCGGCCUGUUCACCAACAAGAAAGACUUCCACGGUUUGACGGGAAAGAGUCGCUUUCAGGUGCCAUCGUCAGAUGACAAGCUAAACGUUGUGGUCUCCUUCAGCGCCUCGCCGGAACCUGUCGAUAAAGCCCGGAUACAGAGCCUGAUUUCGGAGCAGAAGAAGGUCACAAUGACGCCGUUGGCUGAACAGCUUUUUGAGACAAUCCCUGUCUGUGUGGUUCACACAAUCAAGACCUCAUGCAAAAAUCUGGGCUUCUCCAGCAGCUUCUCUGACGAGCUGCACUUCUUUGAGGAGUUCAAGAACUUCCAUGUCUUUCUUCAUUCUGCUUAAACAAGGAGGAGACUACUUAACCUCUGUUAGGUUAUGACUUAUCUAGGGAUGUAACGGUAUGAAAAUUUCUUGUCACGAUUAUAGUGACCAA
Messenger RNA from Sinocyclocheilus rhinocerous, 1518 nucleotides. RefSeq lists its product as uncharacterized. The record is from RefSeq and is a predicted model, not a curated record. Lineage: Eukaryota; Metazoa; Chordata; Actinopteri; Cypriniformes; Cyprinidae. The transcript is spliced from 3 exons. Bases 252 to 1427 code for a protein of 391 amino acids.